AUUGAUUGAUUUAUUGAAUUCCAACGAAGAAACAGAAGAAUCCACGCCUCAAUUUAAACCUAUAAAUGACGAAGCUAUCGAAGAUUUGAGUAAAAUAGCGGCUUGGUUGGUCACAGAAGCCCAAUCUAAAGAUUUUAUGAAUGUGUACAGUCAAAUUCGAUCAAGUGUCUUAAUGAAGACCUUACAAGGAUUAGUCGAGGGACAUUCACUAGGAAAGAUAGAAAGUUAUUCACCUGCCAACAUUAUGAUCAGUCCGAAGUUGAAACAGUUAAGCGGCAUCACUCCUCAAAGAAAAUCAACUAUGAAAAGAAAUCUUGUGCGUCGUGUGCCAUCGAAAGCGUUUGAAUACACAGGAAAUCGGAAAGUCAACUCACCUGCUGCAAUGUUUGAUUCGUCAACAUCCAAAGAGGAUGAAGAUGAGAUAGAAGCUGGUCGAUUCAUCACUCUUUCUGCGGCACUUUUAAAACUUCUCCAGAGUGAACGGACAUUGAUCAGUUUGAUCAUUUGUAAAGAACAUAGAGAUGGUAUUUUUGACGUUCUCAUUCAAAAUUUGAUUGAAACGUUGAUUUUCGAGGGAGAAGUCAUGGAAAACUCGGCACGAAAAUUAAUUGCGAAAAGAGAAUAUUUCUCUCUGUUGCCUCUUCUUCCCGUGCUCAAGUAUGUUAAAUCUGUGUUGCCCUUGUUCUCUCAAGCAUUACAGGGAGUUCGUAAUCCAACUCAGCAAGCAAUCCCAAAUCUUUUUGUUAAUUUGGAGUCCGUGGGAGCUAAAGCUUUGGAUGACUUUACUGAAAAUAUCAAGCAUGACCCUGACAAGCAAUCAAAUAUGCCUAAAGAUGGCACUGUUCAUGAACUCACAAGCAAUACGUUGAUAUUUCUUGAGCACCUGCUGGGAUAUACGGACACUGUUGGAAAUAUGCUCUUAAACUCAGAAUCUGUAAUGGAUCCACGAAUUGGUGACAGUGUAUCACCUAAAACUCUUGUUGCUCGAUACUUUGGUCGUGUUCUUGGUGCUCUUGGAUUAAAUCUUGAACUGAAGUCGAAAAGUUACGUUACAAUGUUGGGUCAAGUUGCCCUGUCUGGGAUAUUCUUAUUAAACAAUUAUAACUACAUUUUGAAAGGAUUGCAGAGGUUAGUGUCUUUAAUAUUUUAUAACAUACACUUCUCAAUGACUGACUACCGUAAAAUAGUUAGAGAUUAGAGAAUUUGAAUUUUAUCAUUUUUAACACUAUAUAAAACUGUGUCGGAAUUCAUAAAAUAAAAAUUCGAUCUAAA
Messenger RNA from Xenia sp. Carnegie-2017, 1272 nucleotides. Its product is annotated as exocyst complex component 7-like. Gene Ontology annotation, molecular function: phosphatidylinositol-4,5-bisphosphate binding. Gene Ontology annotation, biological process: exocytosis. Gene Ontology annotation, cellular component: exocyst. The transcript is spliced from 15 exons. The record is from RefSeq and is a predicted model, not a curated record. Bases 137 to 1198 code for a protein of 353 amino acids. NCBI's taxonomy places the organism in Eukaryota, Metazoa, Cnidaria, Anthozoa, Malacalcyonacea, Xeniidae.